UCAACGAAUUGAUUCGUGUGACAAAAUAUUACAAAGAAUCUAUUACCUACAAAUCACUAAAAACCAAUUUAUAAAUAUAUGUAUCACUAAUAAAUUUUCUUUAUUGUAUAAAUUGCCGAAGAUACUUGAAUUUGCCCUUUCUUGAUGCAUAUCUUAAUGAAGCCGGUAAUUUCACUCAUGGUGUAAACUUUGCUGUUGCGGGAUCGACGGCUCUGGACACUUCAACCUUAGCUGCUAAUAACAUUACAUCGUGAUGCGAAUCAAGAAGCUAAUUCUUUUGAAAGAUCUAAUGUACUUUUAGAUGGUCUAAACAACUCCAUUAUAGGCUGCCCAAACAAGGAAAUAAUCAAGGAAAGGUUCAAUAGCUUAAAUUGGAAAGAAAGAAGCAUGAUUUCCAAGAACGAAGAAGUUGCGCAGUUCACUUCCGGCGACGAUACAGGCGGCCACGCGCCGAGAUGGUUCCCACGCGCCUGCCUUCCGGCACCGGACUGAGCCAAGCUACAAGAUUGUAACAGCAAACUCGCAAAGGCAUUAUUUAUCAUUGAAACCGGAGGCAACGACUUUAACUACGCGUUUUUCGGACGAAAAUCGAUGGACGAAGUGCAGCAAAUGGUGGAUGAAGUUGUUCAAGCCAUAACUAGUGCCGUGAAGGACGUGAUUAAUUUAGGUGCUACUGCAGUGGUAGUUCCUGGUAACUUUGCAAUUGGCUGCAUGCCGAUUUAUCUGAGUGCUUUUAACGCAUUGAAAGGACUCCUUCAAAAUGCUGCUUCAAAUGGAUUUGCCAAGAGUGAAGUGCAAAAAACAUGCUGUGGAAUCGGUAAUAAUGAUUACAAUUUUAACAUAACUCGAAUGUGUGGCAACAAUGGAGUUCCUGUUUGCCACGAUCCAUCUAAGCUAGUGAGUUGGGACGGAGUCCACAUGACUCAGCAUGCCUACAGAGUUAUGGCUAAGGGGUUAUUCAAGCAGAUCGAUCGUUCAAGGCAUCUCCAAUCAAGUUUAAUUUCUUUUAGUGCGAGUUAAUUAUACUACCUUGCAGCUAUAUUUUUAUGUAUUGUAGAUUCAUUUUAACUUUGAUGAUAAACAUUCUUAGAGUAUAUUGUUGAAGUAUUUCUAGUUCCUGAAUUUUUUACAUGACAGUUUUUAAGGCAACACAGAGUAAAUUUGUUUUCUUAAAAGUUUUUUCAUUAAAUUAAUGUGGUUAGCUACGGUAAACAAAUAUUCCCUGAUCAUGAAAAAAAAAAAAAAUGAGUUCCAAAAUUAGCGGGUCAUUAGAGAUUUUAAUAAUUUAACGACAUC
Molecule: messenger RNA, 1296 nt
Organism: Chenopodium quinoa (quinoa)
Lineage: Eukaryota; Viridiplantae; Streptophyta; Magnoliopsida; Caryophyllales; Amaranthaceae
Product: GDSL esterase/lipase At5g03980-like
Exons: 4
Coding region: 592-1020 (142 amino acids)
Molecular function (GO): hydrolase activity, acting on ester bonds
Source: RefSeq, a predicted model, not a curated record